This is a messenger RNA of Alosa sapidissima (American shad), 1228 nucleotides long. RefSeq names its product rho-related GTP-binding protein RhoN-like. The record is from RefSeq and is a predicted model, not a curated record. NCBI's taxonomy places the organism in Eukaryota, Metazoa, Chordata, Actinopteri, Clupeiformes, Clupeidae. The coding region runs from base 68 to 766 and encodes 232 amino acids. Gene Ontology annotation, biological process: small GTPase-mediated signal transduction. Gene Ontology annotation, molecular function: GTPase activity; GTP binding. The transcript is spliced from 5 exons.
CGCACGGGCGCAACACAGGGCGCCGACGAGGGACCAGGAGGCAAAUCUGAAUCUUUGGACUGCAGAGAUGGACGUGGAAAUGGGAGCCAAAGACAAUCGCUGUAAGAUCGUGGUGGUCGGAGACACACAGUGCGGGAAGACCGCACUCCUGCACGUGUUCGCCAAAGAAUCCUACCCCGAGAAUUAUGUUCCAACUGUGUUUGAAAACUAUACAGCAAGCUUCGAGUUCGACAAGCAGAGAAUUGAGCUGAACAUGUGGGACACAUCGGGCUCCUCCUACUAUGAUAAUGUCCGUCCACUGGCGUAUCCAGACUCUGAUGCCGUCCUCCUCUGCUUCGACAUCAGCAGACCAGACACACUGGAGAGCAUCCUCAAGAAGUGGCUGUGUGAGACGCAGGAGUUCUGUCCUGCAGCACAGCUGGUGUUAGUGGGCUGCAAACUGGACAAGAGAAGCGACCUUCACACCCUCACAGAGCUGGCCAAGACAAGACUCGGUCCAGUAACGUACGAACAGGGCACAUCUCUGGCACGUCAGAUUGGCGCGGUGGCGUAUGCCGAGUGCACGUCUCGCUACUCAGAGAACACAGUCCGUGAUGUCUUCCACGUUGCCACGGUAGUGUCCAUCAAUCACGGCAGACCACCAAUCCCAUGGGCCGGCCCGCAGCCAAUCCUCAAGCGCAUCUCCCAUCAGCCACCGCCCACUCACAUCAUAGACCCCGCCCCUAAGGUCAGGAAGGAUCGAGCCAAAAGCUGCGUCAUCAUGUAGUGAUCUGGAGUCAGUCUGGAGUCAGACUGGAUCGAUCUGGAGUCAGACUGGAUCAAUCUGGAGUCCGUCUGAGUGUGUUUGUGCCCAUUCCAGAGUCGGUCUGGAGUCAGUCUGGAUCAGUCUGUAGUCAGUGGACAUCCAGACCGUUGGGAAUCAACGGGAAUCAGUGGGAAUCAGCAGCUCUGUUCAUUUAUGUUGGAGUCUCUCCCACAGGGAGAAAUGGACGGACUGCUAGAACUUCAGAGAGAGGAGAAUACACACACACAGCAGUGAAAGGCUCCCGACACACACACACACACACACACACACAGCAGUGGAAGGCUCCACACACACACACACACACACACACACCCCUAAGUGACUGGAUAAACAAUGUUGUAUGAUGUGUGAUAACCUGAUCUGUCCUCAAGUGCAUUUACAGUGCAGUGGGUUACAGUAGAACAGGUGUAGGAGUGGAACAGG